AUGGAUAAGAUCUGUACCUUCUAUCAAAUGAAGCAGGCAGAGAUAUUUCAGCUUACAGAGGAGUUGAUGCGGGAGGCCACUGCCUACCUGUCAGACACCGAUGGGGUCAACAUGGAUCCCGUGAGUGAGACCGUCAUCAAGGCACGAAGGAUGAGCUCGAGCUCCCACCAGGGCGCAGGUAGUAUCUUCCAGAACCUCGGGUUUGGUCAUCACCGGCGAUCUAGCGCAAUCAGUGAGGACGAUAGUGAUGAUGAGCACUCGCCGACCUUUGCUCCUAGGCCGCGAGCGAUGCAAUCGACUGAUGGCGAGUCGACCAAUCUAGAGAAUGGGCACGACCUAGCAGAUUCCGCUUUCUUUGGUGCAGCCUCCAGCCGUGGCCCUCAAGAUUUCUCUUCUGGCGACCAAACCCUUUUCGCCUUGUACAACGCUGGUGUUUCCCUCAAAAAGCGCCUCAUCGAAUGCUACGUUUCCCUCUGCGAACUUCGCUCCUUCAUCGAGCUCAACAAAACCGGUUUCUCCAAAGCUCUGAAGAAGUACGACAAGACUCUGAACCGCAACCUUCGACGCGACUACCUAAACUCGGUUGUUUACCCCGCGGCUCCCUUCACUGAAAGCACGAUGGCUUCCGUUGACAACACCAUCGAGAAAGUCGAGGGCGUCUACGCCGACGCUGUCACCAAGGGCAACCGUGAGCUGGCCAGUCGCGAGCUGCGUCUGCACCUGCGUGAACAUGUCGUCUGGGAGCGCAACACGGUCUGGCGCGAGAUGAUCGAGAUCGAGCGUCGCGCCCAGGCUGCCAACGUGGGUAUCCGUCACACUCUGCUGGGUGGCGAUGAGGAUCCGGCUACUGCGCGCCGCCAGGGCGACAAGCAGGAGAUUCCCACCAUGGAAGUUGCGACUCCUCUCGGGCGCUUCCAUUUCCCGCUGUGGCUUUGCAGCCUGAGCUUCGGUACUCUGGUUUUCACAGUGGCUGUGUUCGGAACCUUGCUGGCAGUCCCUGUGAUGGACACCCCCGAACAACAGAACUGCCUGGCCAUGCUCGUUCUUGUCAGUAUGCUCUGGGCCACCGAGGCCAUUCCUCUCUUCGUGACCUCUCUCUUGAUCCCAUUCCUGGUCGUGGUCCUGGGGAUCGUCCGAUCGGACGACAAGCCGCACAAGCGGCUGGGUCCCCAUGAGGCAGUGGGCAUGGUGUUUUCGGCCAUGUGGACUCCGGUGAUUAUGCUUCUGCUUGGCGGGUUCACUAUUGCGGCUGCACUGUCCAAGUAUGACAUCGCGCGUCGCAUGGCCAUGUUCGUCCUGAGCAAGGCCGGAUCCAAGCCACACGUCGUCCUUCUUACCAACAUGUUUGUGAGCAUGUUCCUAAGCAUGUGGAUCAGCAACGUCGCGUCCCCUGUGCUGUGCUACUCGAUCAUCCAGCCUCUGCUGCGCAACAUGCCCCCCGAGUCGAACUUCGCCAAAGCGCUCGUGCUGGGAAUUGCUCUCGCUGCCAAUGUCGGUGGCGCUGCCUCUCCGAUCGCCUCGCCGCAGAACAUCAUCGCGCUACAGAACAUGUACCCAAGCAUCAGCUGGGGCACCUGGUUUUUCGUCUCUCUGCCCGUCUGCAUCAUCUCGAUUCUGCUCAUCUGGGGCUUGCUGUUGGUGACCUUCCACCCUGGCCGCAACGCUACCAUCAUCCCCAUUCGACCCGUCAAGGACCGUUACACCGGCGUUCAGUAUUUCAUCAGCGCAGUGACCCUGGUCACGAUCGCCCUCUGGUGCGCCAGCCACCAACUUGAGCAUGUCUUCGGUGACAUGGGCGUUAUCGCGAUCAUUCCUAUUGUCCUGUUCUUCGGUACUGGCAUUCUCAACAAGGAAGACUUUAACAACUUUCUGUGGACCAUCAUCAUCCUCGCCGCCGGCGGACUGUGCCUGGGCAAGGCCGUCACCUCGUCCGGUUUGCUGCACACCAUUGCCUCCGCCAUUAUCGCGCGCGUGGAACAUCUCAGCCUGUACAGCGUGCUGCUCGUCUUUUCGGCCCUGAUCCUGGUCAUAGCCACCUUCAUCUCGCACACCGUCGCCGCACUGAUCAUCCUGCCGCUCGUCCGCCAGGUCGGCGUCAGCAUGGAAGAUCCUCACCCGAAUCUGCUUGUCAUGGCCAGUGCCUUGAUGUGCUCCGUGGCGAUGGCCCUGCCUACAAGCGGCUUCCCUAAUAUGAGUGAGCUCCCUUUCUCCCCUUGUGGCAUUUUUCACCGUUAA
Penicillium lagena is the source of this 2235-nucleotide messenger RNA. Its product is annotated as transporter. The record is from RefSeq and is a predicted model, not a curated record. Gene Ontology annotation, biological process: phosphate ion transport; polyphosphate metabolic process; monoatomic anion transmembrane transport. NCBI's taxonomy places the organism in Eukaryota, Fungi, Ascomycota, Eurotiomycetes, Eurotiales, Aspergillaceae. The coding region runs from base 1 to 2235 and encodes 744 amino acids. Gene Ontology annotation, cellular component: membrane. Gene Ontology annotation, molecular function: phosphate transmembrane transporter activity. The transcript has a single exon.